AUGGAGCAUCUCUCCUAUGAAGACAGACUGAGAGAGCUGGGGUUGUUCAGCCUAGGGAAGAGAAGGCUUCAGGAAGACAUCAUUGCAGCCUGUCAGUACUUGAAAACGGCCUACAAGAAAGAUGGGGACAAACCUUUUAGCAGGACUUGUGAUAGGACAAGGGAACCUGCCAAAAAUCCCUUGGAGAUCACAGAGUGCUGCAAAAUCUUCCCGUUCAAUAGCACUUUCCCACCCUCCCUGUACGGGAGGAUAAACAAGCACUGCUCGGCACAGGCUGGGGGAGCGGUGAGGCCUCGAGGGUCUCCUGCCGGCGGGGCGGGGGGCAGAGCGGGGGGGGCAGUGUCCCUCACCGGCAGUCGCCGCAGUCCCCGCAGUCCCCACAAGCCCGCAGCAGCAGCCUGCGGCUUCCGCGUACCCCGCGGCUCCGCAGCCCCUGGAAUCCCGCAAUCCCCCCGCCCCGCAGCCCGAGGCCCCGCGGUGCUCUCCCCACUCCCCAUUAGAGGGCGCUCCGCCGCCGCCUUUGUGCGGGGCGGUGGCUCCAGGGCGUCCCGGGCAGCCGCCGAUCCCAGCUCUUGCUGCCGUGCGGACGCCCUGGCCGCAGCAGCAGUGCCACCCGCGGCCUGUGCCGCUUCGCUUAACGAGGUCAGCGAAGUUCUCUGUUACGACUUGUUAGCUAUUGUCAGAUGCCCAACUGUACAAGGAUGUGAGGUUCUAACUAAUUCAGAUGGCAGUACUGGAAUUGUUGCGGAGAAACAAGAAGAGACUUUCUGCAGGAAAGAACAAACAUUGCCUCAGUGGAAGAAAAAGGGAACAGAAGCAAACUGAAAAUGUUUGUACUUUCUAAAGGAAGAAAAAGUCAAGAUGUUGUCUUUCAAGGAUGACUGUUCUUCGGGUACAUUGGUUGGGAUGCAAUCAGUUGAAAGUCCUCUGCACAUCCCAUCUGAAUCUGCUGAGAAGUCUGGCCACUCAAAACCUGCAUUUUCCAAAGAAUUUGCUGAAAGAUGAAACAAAAAAUGGAAAAAGGUCCAUCUCUAGUGACAAAAGCAUUUGUUUGCAAGAACUUCUCACAAAUGGCACAAGAAUUCCCUGUUAAUGUCUUUGGGUCAGAUCCUUACAUGAUACACCUUAGAUUUUAUCUCUAUAUAACUCAGUCUUUCUCUUUUAUUGAUGUUUCAGAGAUUCUCUUUGAAGUGCCUCCAUUUGCACAAAAAAUGGACUGAGGCUAUAGCCAUGCCAAAAUGUAUCAACAGGAUAUAGACUUGGAUCUUGAGCUGGUGGAAGUCAGUGUAUCUCCAUGAUUUAAAUGGUUUAUACAGGCAUUAGCUGGCAUGAAACACGUAUGAAUUUCAGUAAGGACAAAGGAAGAGCUCAGCAUUCCUGCACAAGGACUUCCAGACAGAGAUUUCUCAUUCUCACCUGUUUCUUUUUCAAAACAGUCCUCAAAAUCCAUUUGGUGACAUUCAGCAGGUCCUGGAUGACAAGCAUUCUAUCAGAAAAGCCUCAGCAAGCCUGAAAUUUACUGAGUAGGUAAGGAGGGCUGUGAGGAAGAGCCCUUGCCAGGGCAUAAAGAUGGGAAGCAUAAGCGGGGAAAACUGUUCUUUCCUCACAUGCUGACUUUUGACUAUGGAUUUCAUACUCAAAGGCCUUUUGAGCAGAAGUGCAACAUAAAUGAAAAAAUCCCAAACUACUGGUAGAAAUUUUAUGUGCCCCUUAGUUGUUCUUCAGAAGGAUCUCUGUACAAUGAGCAUGGAUCAGACCUUACUAAGGGAGAUAUAUGCCUUAUGUGAUAAGGCAGGCAUUACCAUGGACCUGCAGGACUAGGCCCUGUCCUCCCCCCCUCCUCCCCUCCACACUCACAGUAAGUUGGUUCUGACCCAUAUCAGUAAUUCAGUGAGAUUUGGAUCCAGUGUCUCACAACUGUGUUUCAGCUUAAUACUUUUCAGACAGAGCAAAGAAGUAAAUAGACACCACAGCCCCAGUUGUAUCAUGCACAACUCUAAAAUAAGCAGAUCUUUCUUUGAUAAAUCACUUGAAUUAUUUGAAUUUUGGCCAUGAAACUGAGUCUUUGUGGAAAAAAUUACUUUUUCUUUGCAGUGUGGAGACAGAAUUUCCUAGAACAUGGGCAGGGCAAGAGCUAAAAUCCCUGAUGAGUGUUAUUAAGGACAUUGUUAUGAAAUAUAAUUCUUUGUAGUUCUUUGGAGGAAGGAUUUUCAUGCCACAGAGAUUGUACUAUUUAAACAGCUAUUUUAAUAAAAGCACAUCCAAAUGUA
Messenger RNA from Pseudopipra pipra, 2270 nucleotides. RefSeq lists its product as uncharacterized. The record is from RefSeq and is a predicted model, not a curated record. The transcript has 5 exons. Lineage: Eukaryota; Metazoa; Chordata; Aves; Passeriformes; Pipridae. Bases 1 to 825 code for a protein of 274 amino acids.